AUGGAAGCGUUCGCGCGCCCGUCGCUCCGUACUAGACAAGAUGACGUAGCACCCUCUUCGGGCGCCACCUCAGCCGUAGAUGUUGUCCCUACUUUGGCGGCUGAAGCUGAAGCCCAAGGUCCUGGGAUGCCUCCUUCCCAGAAUGCAUUGCCUGCUUAUGCCACUAUCGCGUCGAAACCAGCACAGGCGGCGUUAACAGAGCUGCGGAUUGCCCUUUCCGAAGCGCAUGCUCAAGAUUUGUCCUCGCGUCUUGACACUGUAACUGGCGUUCUUCUUGAACAUCUGCGUUGUUCCAUAUGCAAAGAUCAUAUGCCUAAGCCAUUCACCAACCAUUGCGGUCAUUCGUUCUGCGCGUCGUGCCUCUCCCACUGGUACCGCUCCGAGUUUUGCCAGAAGCUAGGCACAUAUGAAGGUCUUCCCCCGGAUCGCCAGCGACCUGCUCCUGCAACGGAUGCAGAAGCGAGCGCACUGCGUCGUGGCCUUCCCUUGGAUGUCGCAAAAGACGUUUUUACUUAUUCAUGCCCCGCUUGUCGGGCUGUCAUUGUCUCCAAGCCCCAAGAAGUAGAUAUUGUCAAGGCUGUUGUGGGUUGCUUCCGAGCGAACAUUCAACCACAUCUUGUCUCUCCCGUCGAUGGAGAACCCACGUCUGCUAGCAGUACCUCUAUAUUUGCAGGACUUUUCCCGCCUGCCCAAUACGCACCUGAAGUCAUUGAUCUUACUACUGUCUGA
This is a messenger RNA of Pleurotus ostreatus (oyster mushroom), 729 nucleotides long. RefSeq lists its product as uncharacterized. Gene Ontology annotation, molecular function: metal ion binding. The transcript is spliced from 4 exons. NCBI's taxonomy places the organism in Eukaryota, Fungi, Basidiomycota, Agaricomycetes, Agaricales, Pleurotaceae. The record is from RefSeq and is a predicted model, not a curated record. The coding region runs from base 1 to 729 and encodes 242 amino acids.